Elephantulus edwardii (Cape elephant shrew) is the source of this 807-nucleotide messenger RNA. RefSeq names its product potassium channel regulator (gene KCNRG). Bases 1 to 807 code for a protein of 268 amino acids. The record is from RefSeq and is a predicted model, not a curated record. Gene Ontology annotation, cellular component: endoplasmic reticulum. Gene Ontology annotation, biological process: negative regulation of delayed rectifier potassium channel activity; protein homooligomerization. Gene Ontology annotation, molecular function: protein binding. The transcript has 2 exons. Lineage: Eukaryota; Metazoa; Chordata; Mammalia; Macroscelidea; Macroscelididae.
AUGAGUAGUCAGGAGCUGGUCACUUUGAAUGUGGGAGGGAAAGUCUAUACAACAAGGGUGUCUACUAUAAAGCAGUUUCCUGCUUCUCGAUUAGCACGAAUGUUAGAUGGCAAAGACCAAGAAUUCAAGACAGUUGCUGAUCAAAUAUUUGUGGACAGAGAUGGUAUUUUAUUUAGUUUUAUAUUGGAUUUUUUGAGAACUCAACAGCUUUUACUACCUACUGACUUUUCAGACUACUUUAGGCUUCAGAGAGAGGCUGUUUUCUAUGAACUUGAUUCUCUGGUUGAUCUCUUAAACCAAGAACUACUACAUGCAAAACCUGUGCUGUUGGAGGUGCACUUCUUAUGCCGAAACACUCAAGCUUUUUUCAGAAUAUUUGGCUCUUGCAGCAAAACAAUUGAGAUGCUAACUGAGAAGAUUACAGUGUUUCUAGAGCAACCUUCCUGGAGUACUAAUUCUCUCCCUCAGAUGACCCUACUUCCACUGCCUCCACAAAGACCUUCUUACCAUGAUCUUGUUUUCCAGUGUGGCUCUCUCAGCACAUCUGACAACCAAACUGGAAUCAGGUAUGUUUCUAUAAAACCUGAUAAUCGAAAAUUGGCCAAUGGAGCUAAUGUCCUUGGCUUAUUGAUGGAUACUUUACUAAAGGAAGGCUUUCGUCUGGUCAGCACAAGAACAGCAUCCUCUGAAGACAAAAUGGAAUGCUACAUCUUUGAAAGGAUGAAGACACCACAAGCCCUUGCUGUGAACAAAACUCUGAACCCAGAGACUACCAUCAUUCCAGAACAAGCUCAGAACAGGAAAUAA